Thrips palmi is the source of this 3257-nucleotide messenger RNA. It is a transcript of the gene rump, whose product is annotated as myelin expression factor 2. The record is from RefSeq and is a predicted model, not a curated record. Lineage: Eukaryota; Metazoa; Arthropoda; Insecta; Thysanoptera; Thripidae. The transcript is spliced from 12 exons. Bases 164 to 2059 code for a protein of 631 amino acids. Gene Ontology annotation, biological process: regulation of mRNA stability involved in response to oxidative stress. Gene Ontology annotation, molecular function: mRNA binding. Gene Ontology annotation, cellular component: post-mRNA release spliceosomal complex; cytoplasm; nucleus.
CUUCAGUUGUUUUGGAGUUUUUUUGGUGCUUGGUUUUGCGCUGUGUUGUGCUUGGGCUUGUUUGCUAGGCUAGCGGUUCGUUAAUGCUUAUUCCAGUGGAGUACAUCAGCAUUUACUGAUUGUUAUUAGUAAUAAUUCGUGCCCAUCGGAUUAAUUCGGCACUAUGGACAGCCUAAUGAAGAAAGAGGAUAGAGGGAGUCCUGAUCGAGAUCGAGGAAGAGAAAGAGAAAGAUCUAGAAGGGGCGACCGGCCAAGCCGUUUUUCGAGUAGUACUCGAGAUCGCAGUCCAGUCCGAGAGCGGAGAAAGACAGGGAACCAUACCGUCUAUGUGAGCAAUGUUGCUUACGAGUCCAAAUGGCAAGAUAUCAAGGAUUUGUUCAGAACUGAAGUUGGUGAAGUGUCACACGUUCAGUUGUUUACUGAUGAAACUGAUAAGCCUCGAGGCUGUGGUGUUGUUGCAUUUGCAACAGCAGAGCUUGCAGCAAAGGCUGUUGAAAAAAUGCACCGGUUUGAUCUCAAAGGAAGGAAACUUGUUGUUAAGGAAGAUUCUGAUACUGAGAGGGACAAAUUUGGAAGACCCCUUAGUGGCCGCAAUCGGUCAACAAGUGAGAGGGACAUACCCUCCAAUACCGUGAUGAACAGUCGGCGUGAUGAUAAUCCCAGAUCUGGGACGUGGGAUGGAGGAAACAGUAACUGUCAAUUGUCCUCUAUGAAUGUCAACAACUCUGCGCCUGUAAGUUCCUCUGGUGGCAGUUCAAAUGCCUCAAAGUUUGGCAACACUUAUGGACUAUCUACCUCUUUUCUUGAGAGUCUUUGGAUAAAUGGGCCAUUGGUUAGCAAGGUCUUUGUUGCAAAUUUAGACUACAAGGUUGACGAGAAAAAGUUGAGAGAAGUGUUCAAGCUGGCUGGAAAAGUAGUUCAUGCUGAAAUAAAUGUAGACAAGGAAGGAAAAAGCAGAGGCUUUGGUGUAGUGGAAUAUGACCAUCCUGUUGAAGCUGUCCAGGCUAUAUCUAUGCUGCAUAAUCAGACUCUUUUCGAUAGAAGAUUGACUGUACGAAUGGACAGGGUUGAAAAAACCGAUGGCCCUCCAAAGUUGCCUGAAGGUUUAAAAGGCAUUGGCAUGGGCUUGGGUACAAAUGGCUCUGUUUUAUAUGAUGUUGCCAGAAAUUUGCCUCAUAUGACAAGUCCUCAGCCACCAAGCAUUUCGAGUGUUCAGCAGUUGCAACAAGUAGCAGCAGCAGCUGCCGCAGCACAAGCGCAGGUUCAAUUGCAGGGAGCGCAGCUUGCACAUCUGACAGGCUCCAAUAGCAUAGCUCCUAAUCUGACCAAUGUGGGUGUGAGUAGCCUUCUUGGGUCCUUAAAUGUGUCAGAACUGACCAACCUCAAUCCAAACCAACCAUUCAGUGGACCCACUUUAAACACAAGUCAGACCCUCAACCCUGCAUUGGGAGCCAGCUUGGUAGGGCUCAAUGCUAGCCUAGCAUCUGGUUUAGGAGUUGGCAGUAGUGGUAUUGGGUCAUUUAAUCCCCUCAAUAGCCAAGCUCAAGCUGUUAUAGGUGGUAACAAUAAUUCUUUCAAUAAUUCGAGCAGUGGGAUGCGUAGUCCAGGAGCAAGUUUCAGUCAGUCCCGUGAUUUUGAUUCAAUGAGUGCUGCUUUGAGUGGCCAAAGUGGUUAUAAUAGGGACCGAGACAAUUUCAGGAGUGGAAGUGGAACAACACCAUCAAAGGUGGAGUGGAGCUACAACGGUUCAUCAAGACCAAUAGGUAAUGGACGAGGAGGAAGUAUUGGGAACAACGGUGGUAACAGUAUGCCCGGCAGUAGCAGCAUCCGACGACCAACCGAUACUGUUAUUGUAAAAAAUCUUCCACCUAACACAACAUGGCACCAUCUGAUGGAUACUUUCCGAGAAGUUGGUGAAAUUCUAAGCAUUGACAUGCAAGGAAAGGAUGCGGGGUUGGUCAAAUUCUCAACUGAUUGGGAAGCAGAGCGUGCAGUCAGAGAUCUUGAUCGAACUCGACUUGAUGGACGGACUAUUGAUGUCCUGUUUUAUUAUAACUAAGGUAACAGAAAUGCUGCACCCAGACACAUGUAUGCUGACUAUUGAUGUUUUUAAGUUUGGUGAUGGUGAUGAGUUUACCCAGAGUCCAGUGGACAUCAUCUGCAGUCAUCACACUUCCUCCUUUUGGUGGUUUCAACAUUGAUUGUCUCUUCAUUUCUGGAUUUGGCUUGGGAUUCCAGUGUUUACUUUCCUCCUUCACGUUGCCUCCGUGGGCUCGUUUGAUUAGUUUAGAUUUUGAUUUGUAAAUAUGGAAGUCUGUGCACAUGUCUUGUGUGAAGAACUAUGACUGCGUAGGUUUGUCUGCUGUAGGAGCUUCUUCCUAGUGCCUCUUCUUGGUCCACAUUGUUAUUGGUUUCCAGAAGAAACUUUCAGCCUGCCUAUCGUAUUCUGUUUUUAAUUCUAGGAUUUGGAAUGAACUCGGAGAAUGAAAUUCUGCUUUCUGAACUUACUUCAUUGAGAGAGGAUUAAGCUAGUGGUAAAAUUGUAUUUUGAUGAGAUCUGACUCAGUGGAUUCUUAGUUUUACUAUGGCAACUUCUUGCUUUAAGGGUCAUCUUAAGCACAUUUGAUCAAUUCUUUGCCAUCAACUUCGAUACUGUUAAUUUCAACACUUUUAAUGCUCAUUUUAUUCCGCAAAAUUCAUUGCCAAUGGGGUCUGAAAUAUUGGUGUUCUCGAGUUACUGUCUGAGAAGUUGGUUUUUUUUCAGGUGCAUUAAGUGCUGAAUGGAAGUUUCCAUUGCCUUUUACAGCGUUGAUCUGUAUUUCUUUUCUUUUUUUUUGUGCAUUUGCACGAAGAUGAAGUAAUGCGUACUCCUAUUGGAAAGACUUUUCCUCCUUUUAAAAAAAAUCUAUUAUUAUUUUGCUUGGUAUUAUUAUUUUUUAAAUAAGUGACUUCCAUGGCUCAUUGGAUAUUUUUUGCAACCAAUCAUGUUUAUUUGUUGUUUUUUAUUUAAAAUUUUUGGCCCAAUUUUGUUUGCUGUUCUUGAUGGACCAUAUAUUUGUUAUUGUGUACUUCACUUGCAAUUUAAUUCUAGAGUGAAGUCAAUGACUACCGAAGGUUAAAAAAGUUUACGAAAAGAUACAUAGUACGUACGUACAGUAUCUAUAUUAAUGACACUGUUGUAGACACAAUCACAGGAUUUUCUUUUGUAAGUUGAUUGCCGUUUUUGAGUUCAUUCAAAUAAAUACUUGAUAACCAAA